Messenger RNA from Didymodactylos carnosus, 288 nucleotides. Lineage: Eukaryota; Metazoa; Rotifera; Eurotatoria; Philodinida; Philodinidae. The record is from the annotation of a GenBank genome assembly.
AUGAAGCCAUCUGACAUCACCAGAGCUGUGGAACUGGCGGCAGCUCCACAGGGUUCCACCGAGUUACACUGGGCUCCACUAAGUUCCAUUGGUUUUCUGUUGGCACUUGGUGCUGCUAGUACCAUCUACCAUUGGAUGGUAUGUAAACUAACAGGUUCUUCAGCGAUCAGUAGAGAUAAUGCCACUCGUGUAAAAGCUACGGCUAAAACUGAUUUUACCAAUGAUCUUUCACGUAUGGACGACAAAGAGGAACAUGUAAACAGGACGCUCAUCAGACGUGGAGAAUGA